UCGCGCCGCGCCUUUCAUUCUACUGGUGGGAAGGAAGCACGCGCGAGGCUUUCGCUUAAACUUCACCUGGCCCGCGAGAGCGACGCUCUCUCCACGUCAUUAUGGGGUCGUCUUCCAGUCUUCUGGAUGAAAGCAAAUGCAGCUUCAUAAAAGGACGGGCACAGGCUGAGCUGGAGAGCUUCGCGCCCGUCUACAGGAAGCAGUACCUGCUGGCUUUCCUGUCUCACGUCCACGACGAGCAGGUGCAGCGUAAAGAGGAACACACCCAGAUCCUCAAAUGCAGGGAACCACCACCGGAAUCGGACGUGCUCUACAUGAGCAAUGUUCUGAACUUUACCGACCACAGGAAGUGGAAGGAGAGGUUUGCAGUGGUGCGUGCCAGUUACUGCCUGGAGUGCCACGAGACCUUUGAGUCGUUUGAGAGCGGCACACCGCCAGUAUACACGCUGCUACCUACAGGGGGUGCCAUUUUCACCACCGAGGAAAAAUACAUGGAAAGAGUAGACAAGUCCUUCCCGGACGCUAAUGAUAAGAACGACGACUUCGCUCCACCAGCAGACAGCAUUCCAGAAGACUUCCCAGUUUACCUGCAGCUUCCGUACCGGAGAGACUACUACUUCUGCUUCCAAGACGAUGACCAGCAAGCGGCGUUCAUGUCCAUCUUGUCUGACUGCAUUCGGCACCAGAACCAAGACUUCCUGAAGAAGAAAGACUACGAGGUGCAGGCCUUCGUCAAGGCGGUACAGCUUUACAGGCAGAGCGCGGGCCACUAUGAAUCCUGGGACAUGCUACUAGGCAGCGACGCACGGGUGCUGGCUAAUCUAACAAUGGAGCGCUUGUUGCCAACUGUAGGAAAAGUCCUGCUCUCUAGUCUGAAGGCUAAGAAGUCUGAAAAGAAAAGAAUGUGGUUUGCUGUAGUGGAGGAGAUGUACUUCCUGGUUCAACAGACCAUGAAGGAGGGCAUGGCCUCUCUGAAGAAGCAGUGCACUGAGGCGGUGAAGAAACACAGCGUACUUGCGCGCUCCGACAUGGACCAGAUCAUGACCUCCAGAGCCUUCGUGGAGGCCAAAGUCAGAGCCACGGUAGGCGAAGCGGCGGGCAGAUAUUGCGCAGAGAAGGUGGAGCCGCACCUGCCGGCCCUGCUGGAGGAGGUGAUGGGCCCCAUCAGCCUGGGCUUCCUGGAGGCGCGGAAGCUGAGUGAGGCCAUGAUGGAGCGCCUGUGUCAGGACUACGAGGAGGGCGUGAUCGGGGAAGAGCUGCAGCAGGCUUGGGAGGAGAUAAGACGUCCAGACCUCCAGAGCUGUUAUGAGAAAGUGAACGGACUGAGGGAACAUACCCAGAAACUCCAGCAGAGCUUCUCCUACCCCAGCAGCAAGAGGCUGGAGCAGAGCACGCAGAUAGAAAUCCAACAGCUGGUGGACAACGUAGCAUACACUUUCGAGCUCUUCCUGCACAAGGCUAAGGAGAACAAGAGCAACAUCGCAGAUGCCAUGGUGAAAGCCAGACACAGAGUAUUAAAGCAAUACGACUACGACAGCAGCUCAGUGAGGAAGAUGAUCUUCACCCAGGCUCUGCUCGAAAUCACUCUACCGAGCGCCAGAGCGCACUUAGCUCCCGCUGUCAAAAACGAACUACCAGCGUUUGAACAGUACAUCUUUGCCGAUUAUGUGAACUUCAUCAACGUGGAGAAUAUUUAUGAAGACAUCCUGCACCAGAUACUGGGAGAUGAGAUCAGGAAAGUGGUAAAUGAGGCAGCCAGUAUGAAGAAGUACAACCUGUUCACGGACUCGAGGUUCAACUUCAGCCUGUCGGAAUCUUCCAGAAGUCUGGCCUUCUCCAGCCCUUCCCCUGCCCUGCGCCAUGCUAAGCCUGCCUCCCUGCUGUCAAGCCGUCCUCCCACAUGCCAGUCCCAGCUGGACCUGCCUGUGUCCACGCCAGGCACCGGGGUGCCCGGCUCAAGGCUGGUUGCGCUGGAUAAUGGCACAGCUGGUUCUGUUGUUGACAGGGAGAAGGAGGUGGUGCACACCAAUUCAGAGCCUAGUACAGCGGCUUCCUUCCCCACAGUGACACCACUGGACCCGGCUGGCUCGGUUCACACAGAACCCACACUCUUAAAACCCUCUGUAUCUCCCACUGUAACCGCCCAAACCUUGGUUAACCCAGUUCUGAGGGCACUUGAAAUUGUAAACAACAGGAUGCAAAUCAACUCUAGUUCUGCAGAAGGUGGCCGAGGACUUCUGAACCAAGCAGCACCAAAUGAAGAUCCAAUCAGCCCUGCCCCUGCGUCCAGGGAAACCGAGAAUGCUGCCCCCUGUAGCAUCAACUCAGUUCUAGAAAGUGCUUCAUGUAACAGUUACAGAAAGGGCAUGGUCACAGUGCCCCCUACUGGAGUGGAGAAAGGGCACAACUGGGCUGCAGAGACCGAAGCUGUCGUAGAUGUCCCCCUCGAACCGACAUCACACGUGGCAUCUUCUGAUGAUGCGGUGCGGAUAAGUAAGGACAAGGAGGUGUUAGACAGCACAGGAGACAAGGUGGUCUUCCCCGACCUCAAAGAGCCCAACGAGUCAGUUGUAUUUUCGUGUGAAGCCGUCCCAAAUGCCUCGGCCUCGCUGGCCCUCUGCUUGGCAGACAGCGACGCCUCCUCACCUGCAGGGGGCGCUGCUGAGGCUCGGCCUGCCACCAGACCCCCUGACUGCAUCAAGGAUAUCCGCGACCUGGUGGUGGAGGUCACUGAGGUGGUGGAGAUAGUUCAGCCAUAUCCUGACGUAGAGUUUUGAGCGGGCAGGUGGAGCUCUGGUGUAAAGGCCGCAGAAGGAAACGCGCAGUGAGGAAGGGCGAGGCAUCGUCGUCUGUGAAUGACCCAGCAGUGUUUCUGAAUGAACGGAGACUUACACCGUGGCGCCAAAGCCAUGCCUGGCAGCCCCUUUACUGCGAUUAUUUCAUAUUGACACACUGGGACUAGUGGUUUUAUUGGUAAAACUGAAAUGGGUUUUAUUGUUGUGACCAUUGGAUGUGAGUGUCAUUUUCUGCUAAAGGAAAAACUGGAAGGAGGAAAUAUGUGAUGAAAGUAAUAUAUUCUAUUUAUGCAAGCAUUGA
Electrophorus electricus (electric eel) is the source of this 3096-nucleotide messenger RNA. RefSeq names its product niban apoptosis regulator 1a (gene niban1a). NCBI's taxonomy places the organism in Eukaryota, Metazoa, Chordata, Actinopteri, Gymnotiformes, Gymnotidae. The record is from RefSeq and is a predicted model, not a curated record.